GUCACACCGCAUGCACAUGGCAAUUAGAUUCUCACUUGCCAAGCUAGUCAUCCAGGAAUUCGCUUAAAUCGCUGGCCCAAGAUGCUUCCGCUCCACCUUCUCCUUUGCAGCCAAGAGUGACGCGCAAGAAGAUAUGCCAGUCUCGCCAAUCAAACUCUGCUUCCUGUAUAACGGCCCACGUUGUCUCGGAAUCGCUUUCAUGGUGCCCACCGCCGGAGGAGGUAGCUCUCCUGUCUUCGUCGAAUUUCUGCCGCAUGUCCUACAGUAGAGUGGUGGAGGCCAGUCAUGAGGAAAGCACUGAGAAAAGCGUUCGAGGGCAUUCGAGACGCGGUGGAUGGGAAGGAGGACGAGACUGAGAGUAUGUCAUGUCCUCUAACAGGCCAAAAGGGAGACACGGAGAGCUAGUCGAGGUCGAGGUCGAGGUCCUGCCCGACUGACUGGCUCUCUCACUUCUCGUCAACAUACGCCUUCAUCUUCACCAACAUCUCUGUCCCCACGACAAGCACACCCAGAAACCAUCCCCUCCCAUUGGCAUGCGUCCCUUUCUACUCUUCCAUCAAAGUACAGUUCUGAUACGAGGUAUUCUCUACAGCUCCAAAGCAACGGCCCGAGCCGCACCCCUCCCUGUCCUACCACCAACCGACUCGACCGACCUCCAAAGACAUCCUUCGAUAUCGCUACCAGCACGCCACCAAUCUCGGCGGGAUUUUCAUCCUCGAACAAUGGCUGUUCGGGAGUAUGUACGACGAGGGGGUCUCGGGGAGCAGCGAACUUGACGCUGUCGUCGCGUCCAUCAAUGCCCGUGGCCUCGACGCCACCCGCCAGAAAUGGGAGGCUCACUGGGCCAACGCGCUCGCCGACUCGGACCUCGACUGGCUGGCCAACUCCGCGCGCUGCAACGCAAUCCGGUUGCCCAUCGGCUAUUUCACCCUGGGUCCGGCCUUCUGUGCCAACACGGCCUUCGCCGCGGCGCCCUCUCAAGUCUAUGUCAACGCGUGGUCGGCCGUGAAGCAGCUCGUCUGGCGGUGUUUCCAGCGCGGCAUCGGCGUGCUCAUCGACCUGCAUGGAGUCCCUGGCGGGGCAAAUCACGAAACACACUCGGGCACGAGCAGCGGCAAGGCCGAGCUCUGGGGCAACCCGUCCAACCUUGAGCUCGCGACCCGAUGUCUGGUGUUCAUCGCGGAAGAGACGGUUCGGGACCCGCAGCUGGCAGGUGUUAUGGGGCUCCAACUCUGCAACGAAGCCAUCUUCGACCCGCCGGGGAUGUACGAGUGGUACAACGAAGUCAUACAGCGGAUAUCUGCCCUGGACGCUUCGCUCCCCGUCUACAUCAGCGACGGGUGGGACUUGGGUCGCGCGGUCCGGUUCACUCGAGCUUACAACAAUCCGUGGGCGCCGACCUGCCCGGUGAUUGUGGACACGCACAAAUACUGGACGUUUGACGAGAAGGACACGUCGCGCUCACCGUACGAGAUCAUCGAACAGGUCCGGACCGAGCUUCACGAGCUCGACUCGACUCUUGUGGGCAAUGUCUUUUCCCACAAGGCCGCCGUGGCGGUGUUCGUUGGCGAGUACAGCAUGGCUCUGGCGCCUCAAACAUGGAGCAAAGCGCCCCCCGACCAGAAAGCUGAGCUGAUGCGGCAGUUCGGCCAGGCUCAGAGUCAAAGGUGGCAGAGCAUGGCGUCUGGGUCGGCGUUCUGGACGUUCAAGAUGGACUGGAUGCCGGGUUGGGAAUGGGGGUUCAAGGCAUCCUGCGAUGGUGGACAGAUUGUGCCCCCGAAGCAAUUUGCGCUGACCGUGGGCGAGAUUCAACGCCGACUGGCGCGGGCGGACGAGGAGAGGCCCCGGCUCUUAUCCUCUGCAUUUCAGGGACACGCCGAGUACUGGAAAACCGCGAGUCCGGGGGCCAACUUCGACGACCACCGGCUGUACACCGAAGGCUGGAAUCUGGGAUGGGCUGAUGCCCGCGAUUUCUUCGCUGCGCGUUUGGAAGGGCAACUUCUUGGGGCCCCUGGGUCCAGCCAUGGAGCUCCGGCUCUGGGAGAGAAUCUACCCCUGGCGGCAGACAUGAUUGGCGCGGUGGAUCUCUGGAUCCUCAAGCGCAUGCGUCAGGCAGGAGCUGCAGAUCCGCAGGUCUGUCCGCUUGGGUGGGAAUUCGAGCACGGGUUCCGCAGAGCCGUGAGGGACUUUGAGGGUGUCGUCCGCGCAUAAAGACGGCGAGAGGUGAUGAUAGGGGUGUUAGAAGAAGACGCCUGGCUGGGUUUCAAUAGAGACAUCCGAAACAAUCCGUCAAAGGCCACACUCUCACUCUGACCCAGAGUCCAAGACACCGAAACAAAACAGCAAAUAGCAAACGGGCAGUCGAUGAGAGGACAAUAGGUGAGCUGAGCGUGUACUGUUGUCUGAGCCUAGUGUGCGCAGCAGAAACAAAGAGACAGAUGCCCUUCCGCCGUUUGUUUGUCGUUCUGCACAUUGCCUGAGUACCAGCCAGUUUGGUGAAGGCGGUCACUCUGAUACUCAAGAAAGACGCUGGAAAUCCAAAAACAGGCCGGCCGGCCGGCCGUCACCGCCUUCGUCGAUUCACGAAUACCGUGUUUGGUACUUUCGGGCCGGUCACCUAGGGGAGAUAUACCUUAAGUAGUGAAAAACAGGCUGCUCAUCACCUUCUUCGUCGGUUCGUGAAUGCCAUAUCUAGUAUAUUUCGGGGCGGCCACCUGGAGG
Messenger RNA from Cladophialophora immunda, 2721 nucleotides. RefSeq lists its product as hypothetical. The record is from RefSeq and is a predicted model, not a curated record. The coding region runs from base 739 to 2211 and encodes 490 amino acids. The transcript is spliced from 2 exons. Gene Ontology annotation, cellular component: cell surface; extracellular region. Gene Ontology annotation, biological process: glucan catabolic process. Lineage: Eukaryota; Fungi; Ascomycota; Eurotiomycetes; Chaetothyriales; Herpotrichiellaceae. Gene Ontology annotation, molecular function: glucan endo-1,6-beta-glucosidase activity.